AUUCCGGUCACUCUUCUUCACUUGGCCGGUUAAGAUGUUGAAUGUCGUGUCGAAAGCUGCUGCAGGCGCCUUAAGGGCCGUCAAACCUUCUAUCCUUCAAAAUGAAAUUACCAAAAUUUCGGGAGCAUUAUCAGUAAAUAGUAGAGAUUAUGCAAAAGCUGCAAGCUCCAAAGGUGGAGCUCAAGGAAAAAUUGUUGCUGUCAUUGGUGCAGUUGUUGAUGUACAAUUUGAUGAUGCUCUUCCUCCAAUUCUCAAUGCUUUGGAAGUACAAAACCGCACUCCCAGGCUAGUCCUUGAAGUAGCACAGCAUUUGGGAGAAAAUACAGUACGCACUAUUGCUAUGGAUGGUACUGAAGGUCUUGUUCGUGGACAAAGUGUUCUGGAUUCUGGAUAUCCUAUUCGUAUUCCUGUUGGUGCUGAGACAUUGGGACGCAUUAUUAAUGUUAUUGGUGAACCAAUUGAUGAGCGUGGACCUAUUCCUACUGAUAAACUUGCUCCUAUCCAUGCUGAUGCUCCAGAAUUCGUAGAUAUGUCUGUUGAACAGGAAAUUUUAGUAACUGGAAUAAAAGUUGUUGAUCUUCUUGCUCCUUAUGCUAAAGGAGGAAAAAUAGGUCUAUUUGGAGGUGCUGGUGUCGGAAAAACUGUAUUAAUUAUGGAAUUAAUCAAUAAUGUAGCAAAAGCCCAUGGUGGUUAUUCUGUAUUUGCUGGUGUGGGUGAACGUACUCGUGAAGGAAAUGAUUUAUAUCAUGAAAUGAUUGAAUCUGGAGUCAUUUCAUUGAAAGAUAAAACUUCCAAGGUAGCUCUGGUAUAUGGUCAAAUGAACGAACCUCCAGGCGCUCGUGCUCGUGUCGCUUUAACUGGCUUAACCGUUGCCGAAUAUUUCCGUGAUCAAGAAGGACAGGAUGUAUUACUAUUCAUUGAUAAUAUCUUUAGGUUUACUCAAGCUGGUUCUGAAGUAUCAGCUUUGUUAGGUCGUAUCCCAUCUGCUGUAGGUUAUCAGCCAACAUUAGCAACUGAUAUGGGUAGUAUGCAGGAACGAAUUACAACAACAAAAAAAGGAUCUAUUACUUCUGUGCAGGCUAUUUAUGUACCUGCUGAUGAUUUGACAGAUCCUGCGCCUGCCACUACCUUUGCUCAUUUAGAUGCUACAACUGUAUUGUCUCGAGCUAUUGCUGAAUUAGGUAUCUAUCCUGCUGUCGAUCCUCUUGAUUCCACUUCUCGUAUCAUGGACCCCAAUAUAAUUGGUGCUGAACAUUAUAAUGUUGCUCGUGGCGUACAGAAAAUCUUACAGGAUUACAAAUCACUUCAAGAUAUUAUUGCUAUCUUAGGUAUGGAUGAAUUAUCAGAAGAAGAUAAACUUACUGUUGCACGUGCACGUAAAAUUCAGAGGUUCUUGUCUCAACCAUUCCAGGUUGCUGAGGUAUUUACUGGUCACGCUGGUAAAUUAGUACCAUUAGAAGAAACUAUUAAAGGAUUUAAGAAAAUUCUUGCUGGAGAUUAUGAUCAUUUGCCGGAAGUUGCAUUCUACAUGGUCGGUCCAAUUGAAGAAGUAGUAGCGAAAGCAGAAUCGUUGGCAAAACAAUAAAUUAAUUCACAGUCAUUAAUCAUGUCAUUAAAAAAUUCAAUUAAUGGAUUUUCCAAUCGAUAAAUAUUUUUCAGGAUCUAAAAUAUAAAAUGAAUAUCAAAAAAAAAAAAUACAUAAUUUGAAAAACUAAUUUAAAAUAGCAGCAUUACCUUCCACUGUUCCAUGUUUAAAUACAUUACGUUUUGAAUAUUUUCAAUAUUUCCUGUCUUCAUUUGAGCUGUCAUAUCUUUAGUACAAGGUUGAACAACUAGUAUUCCAGAUGCAUCUAUCAAGAAAAUAAUAUUUAAUAAAUAGAAAUAUAUAUAGAUUUUAAUAAUUGCAAAAACUAACAUUGUACCUUUUGUUAUUUUUAUCUUUCCAUCUCUAACAAGAAAAGAUAUUUGUAAAAUAUUUUGAAUUGUUUUUCCAAAAUCAUUAGGAUGUAAAAUUAAUUUGAAAAAAUCGAGCGGUUUGCGAUAAAUUUUAUAAUAUUUAGAGAUAAACUCUUUCAUUUUUACAGUUUCUUCUGGCCCUUCUUCUUCCUUUUCAAUUGUUACAACAUUAUCUGGUCUUUUAAUUUGUGCUUGAGUUUCCUUUAUUUUUACAGGUUUUUUUUUAUUAAUUUCUUUUUUUUCUAGUGGUGUUAAAGUACCUAAAAAUAUACAUAAAAUAAAUAUAUAAUGUAAUAAAAAAUAAAUAUUAAUUAUACAAGUUUUAUAGUAAAAUUGAAUAAAACCUAGCAAUGUACUAUAUUGAGGUGUUCUUUUAAAGCAUUUUAUAACUUGCGAUUCCAGAAGUGACCAAUCUGGUGUUUCUGGUUCGACAUCUGGAAGUUGUUUUACAUAUUGUACCUAAAUUAAAUAAAUAUAUGAAAUUUA
This is a messenger RNA of Apis cerana (Asiatic honeybee), 2442 nucleotides long. RefSeq names its product ATP synthase, beta subunit (gene ATPsynbeta). The record is from RefSeq and is a predicted model, not a curated record. Gene Ontology annotation, molecular function: ATP hydrolysis activity; ATP binding; proton-transporting ATP synthase activity, rotational mechanism. NCBI's taxonomy places the organism in Eukaryota, Metazoa, Arthropoda, Insecta, Hymenoptera, Apidae. Gene Ontology annotation, cellular component: proton-transporting ATP synthase complex. Gene Ontology annotation, biological process: proton motive force-driven mitochondrial ATP synthesis; proton transmembrane transport.